Molecule: messenger RNA, 636 nt
Organism: Pteropus alecto (black flying fox)
Lineage: Eukaryota; Metazoa; Chordata; Mammalia; Chiroptera; Pteropodidae
Gene: AKAP14
Product: A-kinase anchoring protein 14
Exons: 4
Cellular component (GO): cAMP-dependent protein kinase complex
Molecular function (GO): protein kinase A regulatory subunit binding
Source: RefSeq, a predicted model, not a curated record
AUGAAUAAGACUAAAAGUGUCAGAUUUCGGGAGACAAUAGAUGUGUAUAUUUGUUCUUCAUGCGACACAAUCGAUACAGAAGAUGACAGCGAUUUGAGUGAACUAGCUCUAAAUUUAGCUCAGAGGGCCAUCGCCGCUGCUAUUAACACUGUGGAAGGUAGUAAUCCUGCUUGGGUGCCUAAAGGACUGUCUCCUAUGUCACACUACCAGGCAACUAACAAAUUUACACCUUGUUUGCAGAAGAACGCGCCAUCAAAAAUAUCAAAUGGAUCACACACGGUGAAUUCACAGCAGAAAGGGGCCACUUGGGAGUAUCAAGACCGCUGGGUGCACUACACAAAGUUGAUAGAGACAAAAGAUGUGGUACACAGCUUCCACUACAUCUACUCUGUACGCUGGAGCAUCCCAACCGCUAACACACCCACGGCACUAGGCUCUGCCUCUGCCUUCUUCACUAUCAAGUUCAACAAAAACAAACCUCCGGAUGCACCCGUUGAUGUCUCUUUUAUCUUUGAGGGCCAGUCAUUAGUUCACAGACCAGGAAAGACUCGCUUUCGAGAAAAAUGGACGAGGGACCUUGUUGAGGCCAAACAUAUUUUAAUGGAGUCAAAUCCCUUCUAAUUCAAUUAUGUCUGA